Molecule: messenger RNA, 2428 nt
Organism: Sodiomyces alkalinus F11
Lineage: Eukaryota; Fungi; Ascomycota; Sordariomycetes; Glomerellales; Plectosphaerellaceae
Product: HSF-type DNA-binding protein
Exons: 7
Coding region: 376-2223 (615 amino acids)
Biological process (GO): phosphorelay signal transduction system; regulation of DNA-templated transcription
Molecular function (GO): sequence-specific DNA binding; DNA-binding transcription factor activity; phosphorelay response regulator activity
Source: RefSeq, a predicted model, not a curated record
CUGGUACAGUCUUGAUUUGGGGGAUUCCACCAGCCGCCUUCCCAGUCUUCGAAUUCGCACGCUACGCUUUCAUUGCCGCGGACUGCUUCGCUCGAUCGAUUCCUUUCGUGUUGCCGAGGCAAAGAGACUAUCCCGGCCGGGGCGCAUUUGGGUGGAGGGUGGGAGAACGGUCGGCUGUCAUUUGGAAUUGAGACCGACUCGGAUCAUCAACAUCUCUCUCGGCGACCUGGAUUCAAUCAUCGUCGUGAGAGAUCUCUUGCCGUUGGAAACCCGAUCGCUCUUGACGAUAUUUUACGACCUCUCCGCGACCAGCCAUCAUUAGCUUGAAUACCAUACCUCUCAAAGACCUCUCAGUUCUCGAAAACAUAAAUUGCCAUGGCCCCAGAAGGCGGACGUGCGCCUGCUUCUGCUGCGUCGGCGCCCACCUCCGCGGCCGCGUCCGCGACGAGCGGGGGCGGCGGCAGCAGUAACUCCAGCGACUUCGUUCGUAAGCUCUAUAAGAUGCUCGAGGACCCUGCAUAUUCAAACAUUGUGAGAUGGGGAAACGAGGGCGACACCUUCGUCAUACUAGAGACUGAUAAAUUCACCAACGACAUCCUCCCUAAACACUUCAAACAUAGCAACUUCUCUAGUUUUGUGCGACAAUUGAAUAAAUAUGACUUCCACAAGCUACGACGAAAUGACGAGAACCACGAAUCGCCAUAUGGGAAGCAGGCGUGGGAAUUCAAGCAUACGGCCUUCCGAGCUGAUAGGAAGGAUAAUUUAGACAACAUCAAGCGCAAAGCCCCGGCCCAGAGGAAGAGCCAGGUUGCCGAGGACGCCUUUGCGACCAACCAGUCUAUCAACCUGCUUCAGGAGACCCUAUUCGCACAGCAGCAACAGGUCCAGGCCUUACAGGAACAGUGCGUCGACUUGUCGCGCGCGAACAAGACGCUCUUCCAUGAAGUGCACUCGUUGCAGAAGAUCGUGGAAGCCCAUAGGCAAUCACAGCAGGAGCUGCUGAAUUUCCUCGCAAGCCCCGACGACCGAUGGCGCAACAACAGGUACCAAAGCCAAAACUCGGCGCAUAUUAACGGCACCACGAUGGAGGAGGCCCCCGAGCUACGUCGAGCCCGGGAGAUUUUGACCAACGUCUCGACCAACCCCAUGGUGGACCGAGAGUUUGAGAGACUGAACGGGAUAUACGCUCAGGGCUCGCCGCCGGACUCGGCAUCGUCGCUUAUAUUCCAUGCCACCGGGUCCAUACCGGCCAUGAUGGGGGAACAAAUGAACAUGCGCCACCUUGUAUACCCAGUGGGCGAGAACGUCGGCAUCGAUCCCCUCUCCCAAGAUCACUUCAACAACAUCCCGUACACCCUCAACUCGUUGCCUACGGUAAAUGAGUAUCAAGCCCAGAGCACCGUUAAGACUGAGACAGGGCCAGCGACGCCGGCGGCCCCGCCAAGCGGCCAGCGAUCGGCGACGCAAGACAAUUCGCUAUGGGGAGCGAGGAAACCGAGGGUGUAUCUGGUAGAAGACGAUCGGACCUGUUCGCGGAUCGGAUCCAAGUUCUUGACCCAGAUGGAUUGUCAAGUCGAGCUUGCGGAAAACGGAGUCCAUGCUGUCAACAAGUGCAAAGAGGUGGCGGCCGGGUAUUUUGAUCUCAUCUUCAUGGACAUCGUCAUGCCGCACAUGGACGGUGUCUCGGCGACGCAGUUGAUUCGCGAGGUCCACCCGGACGUUCCUGUUGUUGCAAUGACAUCGAACAUUCGGCCUGAGGAUAUAAGUCAUUAUUUCAAUUGGAGUCUCAAUGAUGUACUCGCGAAGCCCUUCACUAAAGAUGGGAUGCUACGCAUCCUCAAGAAGCACAUCCCGCACUUGAUGAAGAACCCGCCGACCGACGAGCUUGCCGUACAACAGGGCAACCCCUCGAUUCCGAACAUAGCAAUGCCACCGGGGAUGAAUCCUCAGGUGCGCGUGGACACGCCGAGUCAGUCGCCGGCGACAUCUGCGUCGUGGCACUCGCCGGGACAGAUGCACCAGCAGUCUCCUAACGUGGCCAACAUGGAACCUGGAUAUGCCAUGGCCAACACGCAUCAAAUGGUCGUGGGACCGGGUUCCGCCCAACGGUCAACUUUCCCACAUCUGCAACAAAUGCGGAUGGCUGCGGAUGGAAUGACAGGCGACGAUCGGCCCGAGAAGCGACAGAGAUUAUACGCACCAGGAGGUGGAUAUACCCAAUGAUAACAAAAUGGGACAAGGGUUGGAGUAUUUGAGUGGAGGGGAGGGUCACAGAGAUAUUUGUUCUUCCUUUCGUUUCUUUUCGUUUCUUCCCCCCCCAUUUUCUCCUUUUGUUUCCCCACUCCGUAUAACGUUCAGCUGCUAGGUGCGGCUGCUGGUGAAACGUCCGGCAUCAUGCUAUCUAUACCUUGGGCGGUUCGGCGUUGGC